Molecule: messenger RNA, 1981 nt
Organism: Manihot esculenta (cassava)
Lineage: Eukaryota; Viridiplantae; Streptophyta; Magnoliopsida; Malpighiales; Euphorbiaceae
Product: L-ascorbate oxidase homolog
Exons: 9
Coding region: 140-1762 (540 amino acids)
Molecular function (GO): oxidoreductase activity; copper ion binding
Source: RefSeq, a predicted model, not a curated record
AUAUAUAUAAAUAUAACUUAAACCUCUGCUUUUUCUAUGCCCACUCUUCUCUUCUUUCCUCCUUGCUCCUCAUUGAAUUCAUUUUGCAUUUCAAUUUUUUAGAUAUCUACUGAAAAUUGGAGGAGAAUUUGGCAUUAAAAUGAAGCCUGCCAGUUUCCUGUAUUGUUGUCUUGGACUAUUGGCUUUGCUCAGUGGAGUUUUGGUCAAAGCAGAAGACCCCUAUAGGUUUUAUACAUGGACAGUUACAUAUGGAACAAUUUCUCCUCUUCGUGUUCCUCAAAGGGGUAUCCUUAUCAACGGACAAUUUCCAGGCCCUCUUGUUGAUUGUGUUACUAAUGACAAUAUAAUCGUUAACGUCAUCAACAAGUUGGAUCAACCUUUCCUUAUUACAUGGAAUGGAAUUAAACAAAGGAAGACCACAUGGCAAGAUGGAGUUCAGGGGACCAAUUGUCCAAUCCCUCCAAACGCUAACUGGACCUACAAGUUCCAAACCAAAGAUCAGGUUGGAACUUUCAAUUACUUCCCUUCAAUUGGAAUGCAAAGAGUUGCUGGUGGAUAUGGGGGUUUCAAUGUUCAAUCUAGGUCAGUGAUUCCAAUUCCAUACCCAAUACCAGAUGAAGAAUUUACCCUGCUUAUUGGUGAGUGGUACAAGACUGAUUACAAGGUAUUGCAGCAAAAUUUGGACCAAGGCAUAUCUCUUCCUCUUCCUGAUGCUCUUCUUAUUAAUGGUCUUCCUAAAGGUGCUACCUUCACUGGUGAAAAAGGGAAAAGAUACAAGUUCAGGGUUUCAAAUGUGGGGAUUGCAACUUCAAUCAACUUCAGAAUCCAGGGCCACACAAUGACCCUUGUUGAAGUUGAAGGAGCUCACACCUUGCAAGAGGCUUAUGAAUCACUUGAUGUUCAUCCUGGUCAAUCUGUAGCUGUUUUAGUUACAUUAAACGGUUCAUCUAAGGACUACUACAUUGUGGCCUCUACUCGUUUCACUAAGCCAAUUCUCACCACCACAGGAAUUCUACGCUACGCCGGUGCCAACACUCCACCAUCUUUGCCAUUGCCUAUUGGCCCAACUUAUCACAUUCACUGGUCUAUGAAGCAAGCUAGGACCAUCAGGUUGAAUUUGACGGCAAACGCAGCCAGGCCAAACCCACAAGGUUCGUUCCAUUAUGGGACCAUUCAAGUUGUGAGGACACUGAUUUUAGCGAAUACAGAAGCUAAGAUUGGUGGAAAGUUACGAUAUGCAGUUAACAGCAUCUCUUAUGUGGAUCCAGCAACCCCAUUGAAGCUUGCUGAUUGGUUUAACAUUCCUGGUGUCUUUACCUUGAACUCCAUCAAGGAUUCACCCACCAAUGCCGCAGCAACCCUCGGGACAUCGGUUGUUGGAGCUACACUUCAUGAUUUUUAUGAAAUUGUGUUCCAGAACACAGAGAACACCGUCCAGUCUUGGCACCUUGAUGGAUAUAGUUUCUACGUUGUCGGAUACGGCAAAGGUGUAUGGAACCCUGAUGUGAGGAAGCGUAGGAAGCUUUACAAUUUGAAUGAUGCUGUUCCAAGACACACUGUUCAGGUAUAUCCCAAUUCUUGGAGUGUAGUGUUGGUGUCAUUGGACAAUAAAGGAAUGUGGAAUCUGAGGUCUGCAAUUUGGUCAAGGCGAUAUCUAGGGCAACAGUUGUACCUUAGGGUUUGGAACAAUGAACGCAGCCUCUUUACUGAGAAUGAUAUCCCUGCUAAUGCAUUGUUAUGUGGGUUGGCUAAACGACCAUAGAAAUGUGUGUUUUGUGUCUCUGUAGCUUCUAAGGUUGAUCUAAAUUUUAUUUUUCCUUUCUUGUUGAAUCAGUUACGAGAGUGUAACUGUUAAGAGGAAAUUAAAAUUGGGAAAUAGGGUUGGAAGAUGAGGGGAAAGGAGAGAUUUUCCAUUAAUUUGUGUCAAGUUUGUAAUAAUAAACUUGUUUCCCUAUAGUAUUUCAUUUAUCUGGUGUUUAGC